AUGGCCAAGGGUUCUGCCAACCAGGCAAAGAGCGUGCCCAACAAACACCUGCAUGCACGCAUCGCAUAUUUGCACCAAGCCGCAACCCAUCUCGCCUUACAACGAACACCCAUUACCCAUACCAACUCGUCGCACGUCGACCCCCAUCUGCAACAGCACGGUCUGCCUCUUCUGCUCGCCGCCCAGCUCCAGGCUGUUUCGCUGAAAGCUCAGAUUCGUCUUUCUCAUGACAUGAAGCGCGCUAUCUGCAAGGUUUGCAGCACCCCUCUACUGCCAGACACAACCUCCGAGACGCGUGUCGAAAACAAGAGCAGGGGUGAGAAGAAGUCUUGUGCCGACGUACUCGUCAUCCAGUGCCGGAACUGUCAUACCGAGAAGAGGUUCCCCAUCGGUGCCCAGCGUCAACAGAANAAAGCAAAGCGCAAGGCUGCACUCGCUGCCGCAAAUCCUCAGGCGGAAACACAAAACAACGAGACUGAAAUGGACCAUGUCUGA
Aureobasidium vineae is the source of this 495-nucleotide messenger RNA. NCBI's taxonomy places the organism in Eukaryota, Fungi, Ascomycota, Dothideomycetes, Dothideales, Saccotheciaceae. The record is from the annotation of a GenBank genome assembly.